Messenger RNA from Prosopis cineraria, 976 nucleotides. RefSeq names its product glutaredoxin-C11-like. The transcript has a single exon. The record is from RefSeq and is a predicted model, not a curated record. The coding region runs from base 222 to 530 and encodes 102 amino acids. Lineage: Eukaryota; Viridiplantae; Streptophyta; Magnoliopsida; Fabales; Fabaceae.
CCAUUUCCCCUUAUCCAAACAAACAUCCGAAAGCUACUUUUCUUCUCUCUUCCUCACUCCGAUCUAUUUAACCAUUGCUUAAUGCUAUCCACUUCCUCACCAACCCCUAUAAAUAGGGGACAUACCCAUGUUGAAGUCCAACACAUCGAACACUCAUCACCAAUCGAGUUUCAUUCUGUGGAAAUCUAUAGAAACCAGCUGAAGCAUAUAGCUGAGCAGGUAUGGAUAGAGUGAAGGAUUUGGCAUCAAAGAAAGCGGCAGUGAUAUUCACCAAGAGCUCGUGUUACAUGAGCCACAGCAUUAAGCAGCUGUUUUACGAGCUAGGGGCAAGCCCUGCAGUGCAUGAGCUUGACAAACACGCGUAUGGGAGGGAAAUGGAACUCGCUUUGAGGGCUCUGGGUUGUAACCCUUCAGUCCCUGCCGUGUUCAUAGGUGGCAAGUUCGUGGGUUCUGCAAGAGAUAUCAUUUCCCUUCAUGUUGAUGGCACUCUCAAGCAAAUGCUCAUUGAUGCUAAGGCCAUAUGGUUUUAGCUACCUACUUACACUCCUAACAACUAUACAUAAAGAAGCAGCUUCACGUAUAUACUACUACUACUGAUAUAUAUAUAUAUAUAUGGGUCUGCAAGUAUAAAUAUAUAUCCACGGAGCUGUCUCGUAUGCAUGUUCUAGAGUCAAUGUUUUACUAGAGACACUCUUGCUUUUUCUCGAGUGUCCCGUUUUGAUUGUAUGCAACGACAAGAUACAAACCGAUACAAAACACUGCUUUUUCUUUUUUGGUAUAUUUUUCGAUCUGCAAGUCUGACUGUGAGGGAUGGCUGCUCUUUUAGUUAAUUACUAACUUGAUCUCGUGCUGAAGAAGAGAGCUUUGAAUGAUGACAUGGUUGAUAACGCAACUUUGAAGUCAUAAGAUUCAUCUUUAGUUAGUUAUACUAAGACCUUUAAUUAAUUUAAAAACAUGCUUCAUUGACACACUUUUA